UCUAACGCCUCGCGGGGCAGCUGCUCGGCCGCGCGCACGCACGCGGGUCUGCAGAAUACAUGCAGCUCCUCCUCGAGGGGGUCGCGGUGACUGAGAGCCCCCACCCCCUCGUCUCUCUCUCUCUUCCCCCCGGCUCCGCCUGCGCCCGCCCCGGCACGGAUUGUUGACAAAAGACGCUGCGAGACGGAGCGAAGGAACCCAGAGCCUGGUACUGGUGAGCAGAUCUGCCCGUUGUUAACUUAACUUAUUUUCCUAAACAGUUAGAAUAAGAAGAUCGGGACGACGGGGAUAGGGGGCACGAGGACUCUUCCGUUCCUAGAAACCCGUGUGGCCGAGGUGAUUCGGUUGUCGGCGGUGGUCGGACCGCAGCAGGCCGGUGUGAAGUCGACGCCCCCCCCACCCCCUUCCUCUCCUCGCGAUUGGUAUUUACCGACAAAACCAGCGGCCAAGAUGGGUCACUCGCUGUGAGUGGAAGGGCCAGACCAGCGUUACAGGAGGCGGCGGCGGCGGCCUUGGGUAGGUCUAUUCAACCGGGAAUGGUGUGAGCUGAGACGACCAGGCAGUCUGGAUCUGACCGGGGACCCGUCAUUCCCCCGGAGCCUCCGCAGCUCCAAGCUGCGUCCUGAGCCCUCCAAGAUGGGGAAGUGCGACGGAAGGUGCACGCUGCUGGUGAUAUGUUCACUGCAGUUGGUGGCAGCGCUUCAGAGGCAGGUGUUUGAUUUUCUGGGCUACCAAUGGGCUCCCAUCCUGGCCAACUUCCUGCACAUUAUGGCUGUCAUCCUGGGCAUGUUUGGCACCGUGCAGUUUCGCUUCAGAUACCUUAUCUUUUAUGCAGUAUGGCUGGUUCUUUGGGUGGGUUGGAACUCGUUCAUUAUCUGUUUCUACCUGGAGGUUGGAAACCUGUCUCAGGACAGGGACUUUCUCAUGACGUUCAACACAUCCCUUCAUCGUUCGUGGUGGAUGGAGCAUGGUCCUGGUUGCCUGGUAACGCCAGUGCUAGACUCUCGCAUGGCCCCUGACGACCACCAUGUCAUCACUGUCUCCGGGUGUCUCCUUGACUACCAGUACAUAGAGGUCUUGAGUUCGGCCAUUCAGAUCCUAUUGGCUCUCUUUGGCUUUGUAUACGCCUGCUAUGUGAGCAAAGUCUUCCAGGAUGACGAGGACAGCUUUGAUUUCAUCGGUGGCUUUGACUCAUAUGGCUACCAGCCUCCUCAGAAGUCCUCACAUCUGCAACUGCAGCCUCUUUACACGGCUGGUUAACCGUUGGUAGCGCCCCCUUCAGGCCAAACCCUGACGGUGUCACUGUGGAUGGAAAGCGGCAUUUGCCUCAAUUACACUCACUCUGUGUCACAGUUUACCGGAGGAAUGGACUUACCCCACCCAGAGGGAGAGACGUCUGUGCGUGUGUGCAUGUGUGCUUGAGUCUGAGUAAGAGAAAUACAGCCCUGAAUAGAAUGUACAGAGCUCAGGGAAGAACCAGCAUGCCAGGUGGUGUGAUAAGAUGAAGGAGGAGACAGGGAGGAGAGAUACAGAGAACAAGAGCUGGGGACACCUCUGUCAAAUCACAGAAGACACACUUCACUAAACUGCCAGCUCUCAGCGCUCCCACGUGUGUGUGUGUGUGUGUGUGUGUGUGUGUAACCACAGGACUAGCUGGUGCUUUGUGGUUGCACCCUGGACUCUACCACUCGGUGUCCCUGUGAAUUAUUAUUUUUUGGGUGCUCGUGUGUGUGUGUGUGUGUGUGUGUGUGGGGGGGGGGGGGGGUCACAUAAUAAAAAGAGGCACGGCUCAUACCUGUUGUUGUUUUAGAAUGUGGUAAUGUUGAACUAGAGCAGUCUUACGAUUCCCAUUCCAAAAGCCAUCUUUCCUUCCUCCCAUGCCGUUAAAACCACUGUUGACAUUCAAGCUUUAUACAUUACCGACCCGACUUGCUGAGGUAGUAAAACAGAGCUGGUGGAGCAGAAAGGAUGAACUGCUUAAAGGAUCAGACUGGCAAUAUUUUAUACAUUUUAUUAUUGAACAAAACCAACAAAUGCGUUCAUCCGUCUCUCCAAACAGCUUGCGUCUCUCAGGCCAUUAGUUCCUGGAGGCGUAAAUUGUUAAAAAAAAGAGUCACGGAAAUAUACUUUCAUUUUAAAAUAAGUCAAUAAGUUUUGGACAACAAUGGAUUUCACAGGGGAAUGCGGUACAGUAUAUCAGGCUUUGGCUACACAGACAGUAAUUGUUAGUAGAAUCAAUUUAUUGUUGGUGUUUGUCUUUUCAUGUGAUUUGUUGACAAUGAAAAAAAUAUAGAAUAUCACCCGACAAAAACUUUAAAGUUCUGAGUUACCUCAAAAAUCAUUAUAGAUAUUUUGUUUUCUGGAAAAUAAAUUCAGCCCAACUGUACAUGUUAUGCUGUUGAAUAGGGAUGCAGAUGGCUUUGGAAUCAGGCAUUAGUGUCUAUGGGGGAGGGGGCGUGUGGGGUACUGUGCAUGUAAAUAACCAGCGAGUGAUUGUUUUGUUGGUUCCAUUUAGAAAAGUGGGGUUGCAUUAGGGGGUGGGUAGGGCUUGGGGAAGAUGGGUACACAUCAAAGUUUUUCUUCAUACCUGUUUUCUCUUGCUCUCUCUUUUGGGAUAUCCUCAUGCUGCCCUCUUCUGACCCAUCUGCAGCUAAUUCUCUCCAUCAUCUUUCUCAAUAACUACAUUCACCUCUGCAGCUCAUUCGCUGAUUUCCACCAGAGCUUGGUGAUAUAGGAGACCUAAGAGAUCCAUAAUGUCACGAUCAGUAGUUUUUGUAGAUGUUAUUGGAGUCAUGAAGAGGGAAGAAGGGAAAUAGGUAUGAGGUGAAGACCUUAUUGGGUGUAAGGAGAAGUUUGAAAUAAUAAAAAUACACUUUCUACGUUAAA
Messenger RNA from Sander lucioperca (pikeperch), 2886 nucleotides. It is a transcript of the gene nkain1, whose product is annotated as sodium/potassium transporting ATPase interacting 1. Gene Ontology annotation, biological process: regulation of sodium ion transport. The transcript has 8 exons. The record is from RefSeq and is a predicted model, not a curated record. NCBI's taxonomy places the organism in Eukaryota, Metazoa, Chordata, Actinopteri, Perciformes, Percidae. Bases 637 to 1260 code for a protein of 207 amino acids.